This is a messenger RNA of Sphaeramia orbicularis (orbiculate cardinalfish), 861 nucleotides long. RefSeq names its product ankyrin repeat domain 45 (gene ankrd45). Lineage: Eukaryota; Metazoa; Chordata; Actinopteri; Kurtiformes; Apogonidae. Gene Ontology annotation, molecular function: protein binding. The transcript has 4 exons. The coding region runs from base 72 to 695 and encodes 207 amino acids. The record is from RefSeq and is a predicted model, not a curated record.
ACGCUGUUUCCGUAGCGUUGUAACCAUGGAAACAGUAAACUCCAUUCAGGAGGAAGGAGAUCGUGUGAAAAAUGACAUCAAUACAGGAGGAAGUCUUUAAAUGUGCGUUGUCUGGGGACUUGGAAACACUGAGGCAGCACUUUGAGAGUGAGACUGGAACCGAAGAGUCGCAAGAAAAUAAUUUUUCCGUAAAGGAUGAAGUUGGAAGAAACGCCCUGUUGACGGCCAGUGUGUUGGGAAGGAGCGCAGCCGUCAGAGAACUGGUCCGACACGGAGCCCAGGUCAACGAGCAGACAGCUGGAGGUUACUCCUCCCUGCACCUGGCAUCCUGCUGGGGUCACCUGGAGACGGUGAGGACUCUGCUUAAGCUGGGAGCCGACCUCCAGGCCAAGACCUUCAGAGGGGAGCGCCCCGUAGAUCUGGCCAGGAAAUACUCCAAGACAGACUGUGCAGAUUGUCUCAUGAUGGCAGAAGUGGAGCGGGACCUGGUAUCAUAUUUGACCUAUGUUAAAGACCUCAUCUCUGGGUCUGAGAAGAGCUUGACAAAAGAGGAAAAGAAACUCUGGACACGUGUGAUGUCUGAUACGUCUGACUGGAUCCAGAAUGUUCAACAUCCCACGGUCUCAGACUAUGUAAACCAGAGGAAGGAUUUAGAGGACAGACUUCAGCCUAUGAUCAGCAAGUUGUCAGCUUAGGCCUCCAGGAAUACUUUAUUUAAUUUUUUGCCAGAACAGAUACCUCUAAAUAUGAUUUAUUGUAAUUUGGCUUAUACAAAGAGCUAGUUUGUAAUUUUUUAUUGUUAAGAGUUAAUUCAUGUGCUUCAUUUUAUGUGAAGAUUUUUUUUUGUGACCUGUCAGCAAU